Miscanthus lutarioriparius is the source of this 1029-nucleotide messenger RNA. The record is from the annotation of a GenBank genome assembly. NCBI's taxonomy places the organism in Eukaryota, Viridiplantae, Streptophyta, Magnoliopsida, Poales, Poaceae.
AUGAGCAGCUCCUUCCUCAAGGCCACGGCGGUUGCCAUGGUCGUCGUGUCCGUCCUCGCGACCACGGCGGAGGCAGCCUUCUCCUACUACAUCCCGACGCCUGCAACCCCCGACUUCCUCUUGUCGCCCAUCUUCCUGUGGGUGACAGCCAACGUCAUCAUCGUCUGGCUCGUUUCCUCCUCCCGCCGCCGUGGCAGGGCGGCCAACGACGACACCGUAGCCCCGUCCUCAGCAGCGCACGACGGCGAGUUUGUACCGGGCGCCGUAGAAAACAGCUUCUACGCGUCUUCGUCGGAGUACGAGGCUUUCUCCGACGCGGCGCCCAGCGGCGGCCGCCGUGCGGACGACGCGGUGCCCAGCGGCGGCCGCCGUGCGGACGACGCGCCGGUGUCGUCCAAGAGGCUGACCCGGGAGGCGAGAGCUGCGGCCAGGAGAAGCGACCGCCCCCGCGUGCGCAAGAAACCGGCCGUCCAGGACGCGCCGACGACCCCGCCGUGGGCCGUCGUGGCAGAUGCACGUGAUGAAACGGCCCACGACGAGAGACAUGGCCAGGCCCUGGAGGAGACGGCGCCUGCUGUAUCCGUCGACGACGACGAAGGCGACGUCUCCCUGGACUCGCUGUGGGCGUCGAUCGUGCAGCGGCGCGCGGCGCGUCCGGUGGUGGUGCAGAAGAGCGAGUCGUGGGGCAACGAGGAGCUGCCCCGGCUGCAGCGCGUGGCCGAGACGGCCGCGGCUGCGGAGCGGCGGCAGGUGCGCAAGUCCGUCUCGGCGGUCGCCAAGGCGUCGGCGGCCCCGACGCCGCCGGCACCGUCGGAACCGUCGGCGGCGGCCAGCAGGCAGAUGGGGUGGCGCACCCGGGACGUGCUGAUCACCAUCUCGCCGGACGAGCUGCUCCGGCGCGCGGAGAGCUUCAUCCGGCGGCAGCGCGAGCACCUGCGCCUGCAGCGGCAGGAGUCCGAGCAGCGCCAGCUGCUGCUGCAGCGUCGCCUCCACGCCCCCGCGCCGCCGGCACCUCUCAUCCGCGUCUAG